AUGACCGUGCUCGAGAAGCGCUUCGGCGGACUCGCGUCACGCGGGGGCUUCCGAGCCAGCUUCGAGGCGUUGGACCGAGCACUGGGAGCUGCCUGGGCCGAGUGUCCACUGGGCACUCUGACCUUGCAGGUGGCACGGAUUUUGAUGUGCCUUACUGAAGGACAUCUCGAAUGCUUCGUCUCGCACUCCUCAUGGAUUUCCAAUGAGCUGUUCCAGAUCCCCUUGACGGUGAUCAUGGGCACGGAAUGGCCCAUCUUUGCCUUGCUCCACUCCUACGACUGGAGCUAUCCGGGCAUCCCUCGGAACAACGACUACGACGAUUGCGCGUACACCAAUCGCAGUACCCUGGAUUGGCCAAGGCUUUUGCAAGCCCUGCAGGACGAUUCUAGCCGUCCAGAUGCCUCCUGGUGGUUGGAUUUGCUAAGAUACACCUUCGACAAUAAGCUUGCCAUGUCCAUGUAUGUCAGUAGCUCUGAAUGUCUCUAUGGCGUCUACGUGCUCAACAUGGUCAAGGCCAUGUGGUCGGCGGAUACGGAAUCCUCGGCCUUUCGCAUCUACUCGCCGUACGUGCAGUGGAUCCAUUACGAGAGUUUGCAUCUCUUGGGCGCCAGCCACUGGAGGAUCUUCGAGUUGUUCCACCACUUCACCUCCUUAAGGAGGCACAAUUUCCGCUUGGACUUCACGGCACAGGAGCUGGGCGGUCUGCCCUGGCGCGCGGAGGGGCCUUGGCUCCAACAGCUUCCCAGGGAGGACCAUCUGAAGCUCCUCGAGGGACAGGUGCUCAGGCACCACAGUGAGUCCUUUGGCGACUUGCACAGGGUCCUGCAGACAGCGCUCAGGGCACUGCGAGACGAUGAGCCCAGAUUAGUGUAUGUGACCAUGGUCUAUGGUUCCAUGAACCGCUUCAUCGCCGGCUGGGCUUCGCGCGCCAAGCUCCUGCAGCUCCGAAACCUCGUCCUGGCCACGUUGGAUAGCACGGCCUAUGAGCUCUGCCUGCAACACCAUGGGCUUUGUGUGCGUGGCCAGGUCAGCGUAUUGAACAAGUACACUCUCUUGUUGGUGGCUUUGCAACUGGGCUUCGACGUCAUGUGGCUGGAUUUCGACAUCUUCCUGGUGCGGCAUCCGACGAAGGCCCUUCAACAAGCGAGUCAGGGCUAUGACCUGCUUAUGGGCUACGAUCUGGAGUCCGAUUGCUUGUGCAAUGGCUUCUUCUUCAUCCGUGCCAACGAGAAGACCCACGCCUGGCUCUUCGAGAUGCUCCGAUGGCUUUACAACCAUCCCUAUGAGCACGACCAGCGAGCGAUCUCGGCCUUUCUCAACUACACCGAGCGGAUCUCUUUGAAGGUUGAGGAUCUGCCUCCCAUCCCUCGAUGGCAUGUCUUCGAUGAAGAGAACAGCUUCAUCAACUACGGUAGUUGGUUGGGAAACUUCCAAGAGCUUAUCCUGGUGCCUCGGGGGCGGGAGUGCACUUCGUGGAUGGCUCCGCCUUCUCGCUCUACGGACGGCCCUCCUGGGAUCCCUCCAUCCCCGCCGAGAAGCGCCUGGGCGACGACCAGCCAGCCCCAUCGACCAUGGAGGCGUUCUAUCAACCCGAGAUGGCGGAACUUCCUCCCGAGCAGCUGGAGACCAGCUAUUUGGGGCAAUUGUUGAAGGCCAAAGUGAAGAAGAAACCAGAGAAGAAGCAGAAGUGUGGCAUUCUUCCGAUGGUGAUCUCUGCUCAUCCCGGCUACGGCUGGCUGGCCGAGCAGGGCUUCCGUGCUCCAAUCCCUGCAUGGCACCAGUGAGAACCUACGACGCCACGGCGACGCCACGGCGACCACGGGCUUUCGCUCGCUGAGAUGACCGAGCGGUCGACGGGUGAAGGAGAACCCGACGAACGAUGCGCUGUCGACGCCAGCGGUCCAUGGGUUUGGUCCAAAGGGCACCUUCGGUCUGUUAGACAUGGCCGAAACGCCCAACUCGAUCUGCUCAGAGACCUGUUUGCAUGUUGCAUUUGUGUGUGGUUUACAUCUGGGCGAUUGCAGGGGUCGUUGAAUGGUUGUGGAAUAAUACUUUGGAGAUGAGGGAGAGAUGCAAGUGGUGGUCGCCAAGACUGGCAGCCUCCAGCCAAGCGCGGUGUGGCCGUAGACAUCUCGCAGCAACACCCCCGGACCCAGGAGUCUUCCUCGAGACCGGCGGUGAGAUGCGGAGACCUGCGAGACUGCGAGCCAUCCGCCCUGUCCGGGCGUGGAAAGGCUAGCGGGACCUUGGUGCAUGCAGAUGGCCCCCAGGUGAUGCGGC
Messenger RNA from Durusdinium trenchii, 2280 nucleotides. NCBI's taxonomy places the organism in Eukaryota, Dinophyceae, Suessiales, Symbiodiniaceae. The record is from the annotation of a GenBank genome assembly.